CCAAUUAUUAUAAAGGGGUGGCAGGGACCCAUUUUUACUACUCCUAAAACACAAAUACUGCUUGUUCCAACAUGUCAUUCGACGUAGACACUGAAGACCUCAAAACUCUCGCCGCCGAGCAACGCCGUGAACUCAUGGCGGCGCGUGACGUGGACUCCGACUUGGACUUCGCCUUUCAACUCCAACUCCAAGAAGCUAUAAGCGCCUCCUUAUCUCUUCAACCCUCCACCUCUACCUCCACACCCACCCCCACUCCACUCCCCUCCAACCCCAACCCAAAUCCCUCUUUCGCUGAAGUACAGUCAUCAGAACUCCUUAAUCUCGAGCGAGAAAUCGACGAUCGCAAGCUCAGUGAAUUGGAAUUUCGAAAAUUACGCGACGAUCUUCACCAGCGAAUUCACGAUCACCGUGUUGCUCAGGAGAUACUUCGUAUGCCGGAGGAUGAGUGGCAAAAUGAUGGCGAUAAUUUCGAGCGUCCGUUCGGGGAAGGCACGUCAGAAAAUGUGGACAAGGAGGUUUUUAGGGUUUAUUUCAAGGGUUUGGUGGAGAAUUAUUCACCGAAGGUGGUUUUUGGUGGGAUUGGAGUUGCCAUAUGCGAUUCGAGAGAUGAAUUGUUGUUCGAAAUGAGGAAGCCUUUUUAUGGAAGUGCGAUGAAUCGCCAGUGCAUUGAGUUUAAGGCCCUUAUUGAGGGUUUGAAUGCUGCCAUCGCUUUGGAUUUGAAAAGGGUCGUGUUCUAUUGUGAUUACUUUCCCAUUUUCCAAUUUAUUACAGGCCGAUGGUCAGCCAAACAGCGGAAGGUUGCUGCUUUACUAAAUCAAGUGGUUCUGCUUCGACAAAAGUUUUUGUUUUGCCAGCCUUCAUUUGUGUCUCGAAAUGAAAUUAUUUUUGCAUUUAAAUUUGCAAGAGAGGCAAUGGCUUCCCAAAUUAAGAAAGUAGCAGAGUCAGCUGCUUCUGGAAAUGUGUACGAAACUUGUGUUAUUUGUUUGGAAGAGACAGAUAUUGGCAAGAUUUUCUCAGUUGAUGGUUGUAGGCACCGCUAUUGUGUCUCCUGUAUGAAACAACAUGUUGAAGUGAAGCUGCUUCAUGGUAUGGUGCCUAAGUGUCCUCAUGCUGACUGCAAUUCUGAUCUAAAACUGGAUAGCUGCAUUAAAUUUUUGACCCCCAAGUUAAUUGAUAUGAUGAAGCAACGCAUUAAGGAAGCUUCUAUCCCUGUGACUGAAAAAGUUUAUUGCCCUUACCCAAAGUGCUCAGCAUUAAUGUCAAAAUCUGAAGUUUUAGAAUAUUCUAAGGGGGCCUUUGUAGUAGCUGAAAGAUGUGGAAUCAGGAAAUGUACGACAUGCAAUGGCCUGUUUUGCAUCGAUUGCAAAGUUCCUUGGCACUCGGGUAUCACGUGCUCUGAGUAUAGAAGGAGAAAUCCUAAUCCUCCAGAAGAUGUUAAGUUGAAAAAUCUGGCAGCAGUGAAUUUGUGGCGCCAAUGUAUAAAGUGCAACCACAUGAUUGAACUUGCUGCAGGGUGCUAUCACAUGACUUGCAGAUGUGGCUAUGAAUUUUGUUAUACAUGCGGGGCACCAUGGAAGGACAAGAAAGCAUCUUGCUCCUGUAAGCUUUGGGACGAGGAUUACAUUUUAGAUUCUGAUGAAGAUGAUGAGGAAUUUGAUGAUGAUGAUGAAUUUGAUGAUGAUUAUUAUGAAUCCGAUUCUGAUGAUUAUUUUGGAGUGUUGUAGUGGCCUGCUUCCUGUUGCAUCAUUCCUUAUGGUGGUACUUGACUAUACUUACUGAAUGUACAUACUUGUCUAUUCUGAAUAUUUGGUCAAGCUGGGGAAAAUUUGCUAUAGAAAUUAGCACAUUUUGUGGCGUAUUGUCUUAUAAAUUGAUUAUGUGACGUGAGUCAUGGUCACUCCGUGUCUUUUUUCUUAGCGCUUUCAGAUUUCCUUUCUUUCAUUUUUGGCGGUGAAGCCCGAGAAAAUUGUGUAUUUUCAGAUUUCCUUUCUUUCACAACAUGUCUUUUUUCUUAGCGCUU
Molecule: messenger RNA, 2020 nt
Organism: Nicotiana tabacum (common tobacco)
Lineage: Eukaryota; Viridiplantae; Streptophyta; Magnoliopsida; Solanales; Solanaceae
Product: E3 ubiquitin-protein ligase RSL1-like
Biological process (GO): protein ubiquitination
Molecular function (GO): ubiquitin-protein transferase activity; zinc ion binding; RNA-DNA hybrid ribonuclease activity
Source: RefSeq, a predicted model, not a curated record